AUGAGUGACCGGGACAUCACUUACACAACUGUGAGAUUUCAUAAGUCUUCAGGGUUGCAGAACAGAGUGAGACAUGAUGAGACUCAAGGAUCCAGAGAAGCUGGCUACAGAAAGUGUUCAGUCUCCUGGAAGCUCAUUGUGAUACCUCUCGGAAUCUUUUGUUCCCUUCUGCUGGUAACUGUCGCAGUGCUGGUGACACACAUUUUUCAAGAGAAACACGAACAGGAGAACAUUCUAAAUAACCUCCAUCAAGAGAACUACACAUUAAAAAGUAACAUCUCCUUAAAGGAACAAAUGCUGAAAAAUAAGUCUAUAGAGAUUGAUUACCUCAAAGGUCAACUGGACUUCCUCAAAAGACAACGGAACAGAUGCCACGAGGAAACCCAGAUCAUUUUAGGUUGCUCACAACCCACAGGAAAAUGUGUUGAAGGACGCUGGUUUUGCUGUGGCAUAAAAUGUUAUUAUCUCAUCAAGGACGAUAAGCCUUGGAGUGAAUGUUCACAGACCUGCCAGGAUUGCAGCUUAUCCCUUUUGAAGAUAGAUGAUGCUGUUGAACUGAAUUUCCUUAAGCCCAAAUUUUAUCAAAAGAAAUACUGGAUUGGAUUAAGACGUAAUAGAACCAAAAGAAAAUGGCAGUGGAUUGAUGAUGUCCCGUCUAACCUAGAUUUGGCGGUAAUGGAUUCACUACGUGUCAUAGGAGACUGUGCAUUUCUAAGUUCAACGGGCAUACAUGAUGAUGACUGUGGCAGAGUCCACAGCUGCAUAUGUGGAAAGAGAUAAAUUCCCUGUUUCAAUGUGUGGUACAAAGGAAAGAACUCAGUCUGCUGUGAAAACAGAGUGAUGCGCUUGAAAGGGAAGAAAUGUUCUGAAAUC
Molecule: messenger RNA, 873 nt
Organism: Psammomys obesus (fat sand rat)
Lineage: Eukaryota; Metazoa; Chordata; Mammalia; Rodentia; Muridae
Product: killer cell lectin-like receptor 2
Exons: 7
Coding region: 1-780 (259 amino acids)
Source: RefSeq, a predicted model, not a curated record